Molecule: messenger RNA, 808 nt
Organism: Carassius gibelio (silver crucian carp)
Lineage: Eukaryota; Metazoa; Chordata; Actinopteri; Cypriniformes; Cyprinidae
Gene: lsm5
Product: LSM5 homolog, U6 small nuclear RNA and mRNA degradation associated
Exons: 5
Coding region: 95-370 (91 amino acids)
Biological process (GO): mRNA splicing, via spliceosome
Cellular component (GO): U4/U6 x U5 tri-snRNP complex; U6 snRNP; Lsm1-7-Pat1 complex
Molecular function (GO): RNA binding
Source: RefSeq, a predicted model, not a curated record
AUGGUUUACACAGUUAUCGAUGGAUUAGUGCUAAUAUCGAUUUCUCAUGUCUGUAAUUCUUUUUCACUGAUGAUUAUUCAGGUCUGUUAUCAAAAUGGCGGCAGUCGCGGCGACGAAUCCCUCGCAGCUUUUACCUCUCGAGCUGGUGGAUAAAUGCAUUGGCUCACGGAUUCACAUUGUCAUGAAGAACGAUAAAGAGAUUGUGGGAACUCUGCUCGGGUUUGAUGACUUUGUCAACAUGGUUCUUGAGGAUGUGACUGAGUUUGAAAUCACUCCAGAAGGCAGAAGAAUCACAAAGCUGGAUCAGAUUCUGCUUAAUGGCAAUAACAUCACAAUGUUGAUUCCAGGAGGAGAAGGACCAGAAGUUUGAGAAAUGUGUAGCACCUUCCACAAAAAAAAAAAAAAAAAAGUUAUUGUUUCAUAUAUAUAUAUAUAUAAAAAAAAACAGGAUAAAGAACUGAUCACUUAGAAUUGAUCACUUCUUGUCUUCAAAAAUUAUUUUUCAUUUCAUGAAGGGGAGAUUUCCACAUGAGAUAUUUCUAUUGUUUAAGUGAUCCAGAAAGGAUUUUGUAAACAUUUGUUGUUUGUUACAGUAAAACAAAUAAAAUGAAUUGGACUGAGUUGGAAUUCAGCUGUAUGUUAUAACAUUAUAUUUCUGAAGUGUGAAUGAACAAACUGAGUAUGUUUUGUGAAGUCAUCUUUUUUGGUUUUAAUAUGUUUCUUUGCUGUUAGAAUAUGACACGUUUAUGAAUUUGUGCGUUUCCUGAUUUAUUUUGUACAUGCUGAAAUAAACGUACAUUUGAAUUUA